Messenger RNA from Falco peregrinus (peregrine falcon), 1559 nucleotides. It is a transcript of the gene PRRT1B, whose product is annotated as proline rich transmembrane protein 1B. NCBI's taxonomy places the organism in Eukaryota, Metazoa, Chordata, Aves, Falconiformes, Falconidae. The record is from RefSeq and is a predicted model, not a curated record. Gene Ontology annotation, cellular component: membrane.
CGGGGCCUCGCCGUAGGUGGUGGCCGUACUUCGUCAUAGACGGCCGCGCCUCAGCGUAGAGUGAUGGCUGUGCCUCAUGCAGGUGUGUGCAUGCCGGGGGACGGGCCUGUGCGCACCCGUUCACCGUUAACAGCUGUAAUUAUACACGUUGGCAUGUAAAUAGACGAGGCCGGGGCGGGCAGCGCCCCCCCCGCGGCAGCAGCGCGGUGUUCCGUGGAAAGCCCGGCCCCACGCGUGCACCCGAAAAGCUGCGCUGGGGCUCGGCUGAGCGCACCCCCCCGCCCCGCCCGCGGCGCCACGCAAACAGCCGGUCAAUGAUUAACCGGCGCGGCCCGGCCGAGCCCCGGGGCCACGCGGGGGCCGUAGGGGGCCAGGCCCCGGCAGGUGUCGCGGUGGGAUGGAGGCGUCCGGCGGCCCCGCGGCGGGGGGAGCGGAGCGGGGGGGGGGGCAGCGCGCCGGCCGGGGGCGUGCACGGCUCCGGCCCCCGCUGGGCCCACCCCGCCGCCGUGGUGGCCGCGGUGACCAACGCAGCCUUCGAGGGGGACCCGCCGCCCUACUCGCCCCCGGACCCCAAGAGCGUUCACCUCCUCUACCCGCCGCUCCCGGGUGGCUUCUCCCAGCCGGCACCUGCCCUGUACCAGCCGGGGCCCCCCCCCGGCCCAGGGCCCCCCCCCUGCCCCCCUGCCUGCCCCACCUACGAGGGGCAGGCGGGCACGGGGCCAUCGCAGCACCUGCCCAGGGACUACAUGGUGGAGUCGGUGCUGGUGACCGUCUUCUGCUGCCCACUGACUGGCCUCAUCGCCCUCCUCUACUCCCAUGAGACCCGGGCCGCACUCAGCCGUGGAGAUGUGGCCUGGGCAAACGUGGCAUCCAGAAAGGCCCAGACGCUGGUCCUCUUCAGCCUCCUCUUCGGCUUGUUUGCCUCCAUCAGCUGGGUCAUCUACGUCCUGGUGGCCCUGUACCUGUGACAGGGACCCCGAGCCCCAGGGACAGGGCAGGGCUCCUCACCGCGGCCCCAGGGGGGAUGGCCAGGUGGAGUGGCCGCAGCCCCCGCGUGGCAUUGCUGGGGCUGCCGUGGGGAAGGGGCGGCCAUGAAGCAACCGCAGGGCCGGGGGGCAGCGCCCUUACAUCCUGGCAGGGCGAGGAGCCGCUCUGGAGCCGCAUGUGCCUCCAUGCCCGCUCCCAGCCCCGUGGGCCGUGGCGCAGGCAGGAGGAGCCCAGGCCGAAGCCGUGCUGGCGCCGUGUCCGGGGUCGAGCGCUGCUGCAGGAUGCUGAAUCCCGUGACCACGGAAUGUCCCUUGGAGGUGCCACACAGCACGGCAGGAGCGUCCUGGAGAAUUGGGGCUGGAGAUGGAGCAAUGGGCCAAGGCAUGAUGGAGAGGCCACAGCGUGCAGCCGCUGCCUGGGCAUGCCAGAAGCCCUCACUGGUAAUUAACAUGAGAAGGUACAAAGCCACAAAUUUAGCUUCUACGGUAACUUUGUCCACGCUGCCGCCUGCUUCUUGCUUCCAGAUUGAAAUAAAAUACAGGUGUAGCCAAAGCUGCCAUUUUCUCUGCGCA